Procambarus clarkii (red swamp crayfish) is the source of this 738-nucleotide messenger RNA. Its product is annotated as adhesive plaque matrix protein-like. NCBI's taxonomy places the organism in Eukaryota, Metazoa, Arthropoda, Malacostraca, Decapoda, Cambaridae. The record is from RefSeq and is a predicted model, not a curated record. Gene Ontology annotation, cellular component: extracellular matrix.
AUGAUCGCGAAGGUAACUGUGUUGCUGCUGGUGGUGGUGAUGGUGGGGGAGGCUGUCGCUGAAGACUACGAUCGCUACUCCCCACCAGCACAUCACUCACGCUACGAACAGGAAGGCAUGCCAUACAACUUCCAGUAUGACGUCAAGGACGACUACUCCGGCAAUGACUUUGGGCAAAACGAACAAUCUGAUGGAGACACUGUCUCAGGCUCCUACACCGUCCAGCUCCCAGACGGCCGCAAACAGACGGUGACUUACGUUUCCAAGGACGACUACGGGUAUCAGGCGGAGGUCAAGUAUGAGGGCGAAGCCCAGUACCCCCAAGAGUACGGUCCCCCCAUCACUUUCAAGCCCCAGUACCAGCCAUCAUACUAUCCACAGCCACCAUACCAGCCCCAGCCCUCAUACAAGCCCCAGCCCUCGUACAAGCCCCAGCCCUCGUACAAGCCCCAGCCCUCGUACAAGCCCCAGCUCUCGUACAAGCCCCAGCCCUCGUACAAGCCCCAGCCCUCGUACAAGCCCCAGCCCUCGUACAAGCCCCAGCCCUCGUACAAGCCCCAGUCCUCGUACAAGCCCCAGCCCUCGUACAAGCCCCAGCCCUCAUACAAGCCCCAGCCCUCAUACCCAACAAAGUCUUUAUACAAUCCUCGACCCUCAUACCCAACCAAGCCUUUAUACAAUCCUCAGCCCUCAUACCAGCCCCAGCCUUCAUACGAUUCUGGGGAACAUUACGAAUAG